Molecule: messenger RNA, 5021 nt
Organism: Gryllus bimaculatus (two-spotted cricket)
Lineage: Eukaryota; Metazoa; Arthropoda; Insecta; Orthoptera; Gryllidae
Source: the annotation of a GenBank genome assembly
GGCGUUUUGGUAUGUGAGUUCGGGGAUUGUAGGAAGGUCCGUGAUGGGCUGCUUGUGUUGGUAGCUGUAGUCUGUGUAUGUGCGCUGGCAUUGAGGGGCAAGUCGCAACGUGACUUCAAACAAAGGAAAGGACAUCGGUGACCUAAGAAACAACGACAAGACGUGCAGUUACUGGCGCUAUUUUGAAGAAUUGUGUGCGGUUUUUGACAGAUUUGAUUCUUUAUUACAGUGUUGCUCGAAAUGGAUCAAGAUAUAAACUUUGCUGCACAGUGUUUGUUAGCGAUGUCACAUUCAAGGGAUUACAACUGGUCUCAAACACCUUUAGAUCUUUCUCACAGAUCUCCAAGCACUUCUCGCGAAAGGGGCUAUAAUUGCCCAGUGUUAUUGCAUUCUUCUGUUUCAAUGGAAGGAACAAAGGGAACGGGAGCGCCAGUCUGUAUUGACGACAGUAAUUCCACUACGUCAAGCGAAUCUUCCCUCUACAUGGUUGCACGCAUAUUAACUGAUCUUACACGUAUUAAGCAAGAACCAGUGCCUAAUGUGCCGCCAGUGCAAGAAGAUCAGAUUGAAGAAGUUGAUGACAGUGGUGAGCUUAUGAUUGAUGAAAAUUGUGAGAACAUAGUUGACAUGGACCUCAGUGAGAAGUACGAACAACUUUCGGAAAACGCACCUGCGUCCUCCGGACGAAAAAAUUUGUCUUCCUAUAGACCUAGAUCUAUUGCCCGUAAAACUCACAAAUGUGUCUUUCAUGGUUGUGAUAAAGUUUAUGGGAAAAGCUCUCAUCUGAAAGCACAUCUCCGAACUCACACAGGUGAACGUCCAUUUCCAUGUGGUUGGCAAGGUUGUGGAAAGCGCUUUGCACGUUCAGAUGAGCUGGCUCGUCAUACACGGACUCAUACAGGCGAGAAGAAUUUUACUUGUCCAGUUUGUAAGAAGAAAUUUAUGCGAAGUGACCAUCUAAGCAAACAUGCUCGUCGGCAUCCUGACUUUGAUCCCACAAGUCUCAGACAGCGAAGGACUCCAAACAAGGCCGGCUCUGUGAAUUCCAGUGAAGGAACACCAUCAGAAGUUCUAUCAGACUCGGUUCCAUCUCCUUAACUAAUAUUUUGGAAGUAAAUUUUAUGAGCUUGCCACAUAAGAUCUGUUACUCUUUUCAUGGGAGUAAGUUAAAUAAUUCUGUUUGGUAGUGAAAAAUAUCUUGUCACAAUGAUGAACUAAUUUUAUCAUUUUUUUAUUCAGAUGUUUCUGAGUACAAGAAACAGGUCUGUUUUGUAGAUCGCAUAUACUGGUGUAGAUAUAGACUGUUUAUCAUAAUCACACUUGUGUAUGCAAACAAGAAUUCUUUGUACACAUUUGUUGUACUGUAAACUGCUGAUAUUAAAUAGAUCUUGCUCUUCUGCUAAUAAUAAGAGAUUCUAAAACACAGUACAAGUUAAUAAAUACAUAAAUGCAACUUUUGAAUAAAUAGUAGAUAUUCUGACGUAGGGUUGGCAAACCUGUGAGUAAAGUGAUCUUAUUCAUAGGAUUCUCCUUCAAUAACUAUAUUGUCCAACAUAUUGUAGCAGAUAAAUGUUUUUGAGGAGUAUUUUGGCUGUGUUUACAUUCCACUGGACAAUUACUAAUGGACACCAGUUUCAGCUCCACUAGUUGACAUAAUUUGGAACAUUUGUUUUUUUGUGUGGAAGAUCCUUUUAUGCUUUCAUAUUUUAUCUCAUGGUUAAAUUUUAAUGGUAAUAUGUAUAGGACCUUUAUUUCACAUUCCGUAUAUAUUUAAAGAGCAAUGUAGCAAGAAACUAUGCUCAAAGGAAUUUUGUGAAACUACAUUCUUUUUAUUAGAAUUUUUCUGUAGUAAGUUUGUAGAAAGUUUUAUUAUCUUUCAUCAGUACUUCUAGCAUAUUGUAAAAAGCUAUAUUUAGUUCAAUUCUCACUGUUCACUUUCAUGUCAUUUUUUUCUCUUGUACUUAUGAUACUGGUGUAAUGGAUGAUUUUUUGAGAAAUUUAUUUUGACUCCACACAAGAUAUGAAAACUGUAAUUCAUUCAAUUUUUGGUUUUAGAUUUGUUAAGUAUAAUUUUAUUUUAUAGAUGCCAUAAUAUUUUUGACCCAAUAGUCAUGAUUUUCAGCUGUAAUCAGAAAUAAGUCAUGUAGUUAAUAAACUGCCAGUUGUUUCUUCAUUUGUUUAUUUGGGCUUUGUUUCUUUUGUAGAUCUGUGAAUCAGACUGGUCUGAUGAAAAAUACUAACAAGUUGGUUGCUACGCCUAGGUAGUUCAAAAAUAAUUUAAUCACAAAAAAUUUCACUUCAUUGUAAAGGUAAUAAAUCAACUUCCAAUAAAUAGAUCAGAGAAGACAUCAAAAGUAGUUGUGUAAAAAAGUGAAUUCUAUAUAGGUAUCAUGAAAUAGGUGCAAUUAACAGUCAAUUUUUGUAAUGGAAGGUCUGAAGAAUUUUAGGUUGCGGGCCUCUGGCCAGCUGGUAUAAUUAUGUUAACUGAAUGUCUUUAUUGAAUGUAAGUUUUCUUUGUACUUUUAUUGCCUCAUUAUUAACAAGGUUGUUCUAAACAUGUAAUCUUAUCAGAAUUAUGGAAAUUAUUUUAAUUCAGCCUCUCUGUAUUUGUUUCAUAAUUUUACACCAAGUUGUGCAAUUUGGUAGUUAAGUACUACGAUUUAAACAGGGUAUAGAAAUUUACAGGCAUUUUAGCAUUGAAAGUAUAGUUGUUACUUUCCAUUUAACUUUAUAACAUCAGCAUUAAUAUUCAUGUUCAACUAACAAAUCUCUUGUAGAGCCAUUUGAAGGAAGGGGCUGUCAUGUGUUCUUUAUUUGUGGUUUGAAAGUAGUGAUGCACAUUGAACUAUAUACUGAUAUGUGUAGUAAUAUUAGAAUUUUACUAAAGUCUCUGAUAUAGGUAUUUUUAUAAUACCACGUGAAGAAUCACAGUGAAUCUCUCAAGAUGUUGAAAUUGUGCUGUUGAAGGGUAAAUGCAGAGUUAUGUUGUUAUGAACAGUGUACUAAUGAGGAUAUGUGUUUUCAGCAUGUUGAAGAUGUGUGUGCCAAUUAAUAUUGAAUUUCUGGUGUCAUUCAGUUACUGAAUAUUGUAAAGCAUAUUAUUACAGAAAAUGAGAUUGUGUGUUUGUUCAUUAUAUUGUAUUUUAGAAUUUUUCUUGCUUGUACUGGCUUGAGAUAUAGUCAAUAGUGUUAACUGGCCUGGCGAUGCUAUAAAUUGUUUACAUUUCUGCAUAAGAAAAUGCGUGUUUUCUGGUAGUUAUGUUACUUAAUAAAUUACAUUUUGAGAAAGUCAUUGUUUUAAUUCAAAUUCAAAUAUUCUACUCGUGUUCUUUCAUCAUUAAACUCAUUUAGUGCUUUGUUAAUUUGCUGUCUUGGUUUACUUUCAUGUUUUGAAUUAUAUUUUGGUGCAGAUUUUAUUAUUUACUUUUUAGUGUGUUCUUAUAUUCAGGGGUAUUUGAAUGGCAACUUGUAAUUAGUCUAUUGAGUAUAAUUAUAACAUAAUUUUAUAAUUAGCACAAAUUGACUACAUAUUGUAAAGAAAUGUUAUUUUCAAAAAAAGAACAAAAAAAUUGAGGCAGCUUUUUUUUUAUUCUUAAGUUUCAUUCUCGAGAGUUAUGAAUGAGUGAAUGGAUUUUUAUAAUAAUAUAUCUUUUGUGAAGUGUAAGAUUUCUCUGCUUGGGAGAGCUCAUGUUCUGAAAAUGUGUCUAUAAGAAGUGUAGGAUGUAAUUGUGAAAAUGAUGUGAUUAUGUGAUGAACAUGUAUGUUUUAGCCUUUCAUAAACUGCAUUUCAAAAUGUACAUUCUUGAAAUUAGAUGUGUGAGAGGUGAAAAAGAUGUGCAAUUGACACAGAGCAGAAAAAGGAAGUGAUUGUUUAUAUGCAUGUGCAAUUACAUAUCGGUACAAAUACAUUUUAAGUUGAAAUGUAUUGUCCUCCUGAUGUGUUAGUUUCACUGCCAUUGUAAAGUGUUAGUUGAGUGUUAUUGUGUAGUUGAGAGUGAUUCGAUGUUGUAAACUACUAUUUUUUAGCUUUAUUUACUUUUCUAUUUCCCUUGUCUCCCCUCUCCCUGAUGUUCUCAAUAAUAUUAGAUGAAGGUUUUCCACUUUCUUUCUAAAGGAAGAUUUGAACAAUUGUAUUUGGUGCUAAAUUGUGGAAUUCUUCCAAUGAAAAACAAAUAUUUUUUUUACUGGAAGAAAAAAAAUCAUCACUGUUAAAGUUAGAAUUAGAAACUUGAAUUGUCAUGCUGUGUUACUUCGAUAAUUUUUAUGCUAUUAAAUACUUAAAAAAUCUGAAAAUGUUUUAUACAGUACUACAUCCCCCUGUAAUUAUGAAUGAGUAUUGUGUAAGUAAAAUUUAGGUAUUUAAUUCAUUGGAAAUUGCUACAACAAGAUUUGAAUUCGUGUUUUGCAAUUUCAUUUCAUAAAUUUGAUAUGAACAUUUAGUGUAUUAAUUACAAUAAACAAACUUCAGGGCCUGGCCUAAAAUUUUAUUAAUAUGUAAUUAUAUACAUAUUACAGUGAAAAUUUGAUUACAUUUUGGAUUUUUGUCUUUGAGAACCAUGGAUUUAGUGACUAAAUCUAAAUAUCUUUGUGUUAUACUUUGUUUAUGUAUUGAAUUAUUUUUAUACUUUUAAUUGGUUUUGAAACAAUCCAUGUGAUGUUUAUUUUCAAGUUAAAUUGUAACAGGUGAAUUAGUUAGUUUUUGUUAAUAUGACAUCUUGUGUGAAUAUGGCUCUAUGAAAUCUGAUGUAGUGAAACUGAUGCCCAAUAUUCACCUCAAAAUUGUGAAAUGUGAAUCUCAUGUCAUCGUAUGUUAAAUGUAAAUUUUUCUGUAAUAAUAUGCUUCUCUGAGAGGAGAUAAGAAAACUAUCCAUGCAUUUUGUUUCUCUAUGCAAUGGUUAAGGCAGUUUUCUUCUUAAUUUGUUGUGAUACAUUUUGGUCAUUUUACAAAGGAUGUGGCUUAGUCUGCCUUGGUUGUAUCAAGUGUAAGACUGACAGACAAAAUAUAUUGUUAACAAUCACAA